AUGUGGCAGCCGCCGCAGCUUUCAAUUCCAAACGAAGACAGAAUCAGUGCUUUGCCGGACUCACUUCUUUAUCAUGUUCUUUCCUUUCUUACUACUAAAGACAGUGCCGCCACAAGCAUUCUCUCGAAGAAGUGGAAACCACUCUGGCUCUCACAACUCAUCCUCCGCUUCGAUGACCAACCCUUUCAAGAGGCUUUAACCUUUUCCAAUUUUGUCAACUCCGUCAUUGCCAAUCGAGAUAAAACCCUACCCAUCCGCUCGUUCCACCUUAAGUGCUGCUUUCUUAAUAGAGAUAUCCAUGAUUUUCUUUAUACUGCUGUAAAAAGCGGAGUUGAAAACCUCACCAUUGAUCUCUGCAACUCAGGAUACUCCAUAAUGACAUUGCCUUCUUUCAUUCUUAGUACUAAAACCUUGUCAGUCCUCAAAUUGAAUAGGAUCACAUUGAAUGAAAUCCCAUACUUUUAUCUUCCCUCACUCAAAGUCCUUCACUUGAAUAUCGUCAAAUUCACAUAUUAUGAAUAUCUCUUGAAGCUUUUAUCUGGCUGCCCGAUUCUACAAGAUUUGGAAACCGAUUGUUUAAGCGUAUAUUCACCUUAUUCAAAAGAAGAGAGGCAAAUUAUAAGUUUAUCCAAUUUGAUCACAGCAAAUAUUUGUAAUGUUUUUAUUCCUACAGAGUUUGAUUGGUUUCACAACGUGGAGCGUUUGCGUGUUGAGCUUAUGGUUGAUGAGAAGGUUCCCAAUACACUUGACAACAUUGUCAUGUUUCACAAUUUAACCUACAUGGAGCUUAUCUUCCGUGCUCAAAAUCCUCUAUUGAUAUUUAAGUGUCUCAUGAAGUUGCUUCAAUAUUGUCCCAAACUUCAAAUUCUUAUCAUUGACAAGGUUAUUACACCAAGAGAAUAUUUCCAUGACAAAGAUUGGGAGGAACAAGAAAUUGUUCCAAAAUGCCUUUUAUCCUAUCUAUCAACAUGCUCACUUAGAAAUUAUUGGGGCAUCACUUGUGAGCUUCACUUUGCAAAAUAUAUUAUGAAGAAUUCAAGAGUACUUAGCGCCAUGAAAAUUCAGAGUGCCAAAUUCCUAGAUACAACUACAAAGCUCCAAAUGAAAAAGGAAUUAUCUUUGUGCCUAAAGAAUUCAACCACAUGUAAACUUUUAUUUAUUUGA
Messenger RNA from Medicago truncatula (barrel medic), 1164 nucleotides. RefSeq names its product putative FBD-associated F-box protein At3g50710. The record is from RefSeq and is a predicted model, not a curated record. The coding region runs from base 1 to 1164 and encodes 387 amino acids. Lineage: Eukaryota; Viridiplantae; Streptophyta; Magnoliopsida; Fabales; Fabaceae. The transcript has 3 exons. Gene Ontology annotation, molecular function: protein binding.